Messenger RNA from Eruca vesicaria subsp. sativa (arugula), 1690 nucleotides. NCBI's taxonomy places the organism in Eukaryota, Viridiplantae, Streptophyta, Magnoliopsida, Brassicales, Brassicaceae. The record is from the annotation of a GenBank genome assembly.
AUGAAAGUUAGAAUAAUGGAGGAAGAGGUGAAGGAGGUGGAGGAGGAGCCGCUCAGCCCGAUGGCGCGUGUAUUCCAAUCACCAGAGGUAGACUACUGCGCCGUCACCAUCAUGGGCUUCAAAACCAAGUUCUGUCCGGACGUCCUUCUUGAUGCCUUGAAGCAUAAUGUCUCCAAACAUCCUCGUUUUUCCUCCAAACUGUCUGAGGAUGGUGCAAAAUGGAUUGAAACUCAAGUCAAUGUAGAAGACCAUGUAGUUGUACCAUACAUAGACCCAGAAGAGAUAGGUGAAGAUGGACAAGGCUUCGUAGAUGACUACAUCUCACGUCUCACGACGAUUCCUCUUGAUAGAUCAAGACCCUUGUGGGACAUGCACAUCCUUAACGUAAAAACCUCAGAUGCUGAAGCAGUCGGUGUAAUAAGAUCUCACCAUUCGUUGGGUGAUGGAAUGUCUUUGAUUUCCCUCAUGCUCGCAUGUACCCAUAAGACAUCAGACCCUGACAAUACUGCUAUUCCUUCCUUGAAACGGCGUCAAAUGGUGCCGCAUGGACUUAUAAAACGAAGCUGGUUCUUAAGGUUGAUAUUCACUGUUGGUUCUGUAACGAGACUGAUUUGGAACACUUUUGUAGAUAUAUUGCUUCUUUUGGCGACUAUAUUGUUUUUGGAGGAUACAAAGACACCUCUAAAAGGUGGCAAGGAUGUCGGGAGGAAUCCAACGAGAUUUUAUCGAAGAACUAUCUCUUUGGAUGACAUAAAACUUAUAAAGAACUCUAUGAAUAUGACUAUCAAUGAUGUCCUACUUGGAGUUACACAAGCUGCUCUUUCUCGCUAUUUGAACCGACUUUAUGGCAAGAAGAAUGAGGAAGAGGGAGUGUUGACAUCGAAUCAGAACCAUCUUCCAAGGCAAUUACGUUUCCGUGCAGGCUGUACAGUAAAUCUAAGGUCGGACAUCGGGUUCAAGCCUUUGGCAGAUAUGAUGGCCAAAGAUUCAAAAUGCAGAUGGGGAAACUACUUCAGCUUUAUUAUUUUACCCUUCUCCAUCGGUCUACAAACCGAUCCUUUGGUGUAUCUUAAAAUAUCCAAAUCCACCAUGGCUCGAAAAAAACAUUCUUAUCACGCUGAACUAGUGUAUUUUAUCAUCAACAUCAUCUUAAAAGUGUUUGGAGCUAAGGUAAACAAAGUAAUCAAUGAACUUGGUUAGACAUUUGUUUGCAAUAUUAACGCAAUAUUGUCAAUAUAAUAGGCAGCAUCAACCAUAUUCAAUCGACCGGUGGUGAACUUAACUACAUGCGUUUCAAACGUCAUUGGUCCUAUGGAGGAAAUAAGUUUCCGUGGCCAUCCUAUCGCUUACAUCGCUCCAAGCAAUUAUGGACAAUCACAAGCGUUGUUGGUACAUUACAUGAGUUAUGCGGGGAAGAUGAUAAUCUCGUUAGCGGUUGAUCCCAGAAUCAUCCCGGAUCCUCACAAGAUAUGUGAUGACAUGGAAGAGUCACUCAAAGAGAUGAAAGCUGCUCUUUCCGAAAAAGGGUUACUGUAAGGCUUGUCAUGAGUCAUUGGUAUCUGUAUAUAUUCCCUGCAUACGUGUUCUUUGAUUAUGAUGUCAACUUCUUUUUUCGUACUAAGGUUUCAAUUUAAAGAAAAAACAAAAACUAUUACGCCAGAGUUAAGAAAAGUUGAAAGAUUAUAAGUCC